Messenger RNA from Mya arenaria, 432 nucleotides. RefSeq lists its product as uncharacterized. The transcript has 5 exons. NCBI's taxonomy places the organism in Eukaryota, Metazoa, Mollusca, Bivalvia, Myida, Myidae. The coding region runs from base 1 to 432 and encodes 143 amino acids. The record is from RefSeq and is a predicted model, not a curated record.
AUGGAAACAAAGACUGCUCUAUUUAAUCCAUACAGAUUUGAACCAUACUCGGUGUCAUCCGCAAUUGUAGUUCCAAAAGAUGAUGAAACUAUGCUAAGAAUAACAGCAUUGCUGAUUUUAACUGGAGUGCAAGGGGCAGUUAGUCUGCUGUGUUAUUCAUGUUCGGAUUUAGAGUCAAAUGAGCUGUGUUUCAAUGUGGUGCAAUGUCCAGGUCUACAGAAAUGUUAUGGGCGGUCGGAUGGGAUGCUAGAUGGUCGCGUGACACACACAACCGGAGAUGUACCUCUGAACUCGCUGCGCCACGUAGGAACGCAACAACAGGAGGUUUUAAGUUUUGUGCGUCCACGUGUUCAGAUGAUCUCUGUAACCUGUAUGCUUGUUCACCAAGUAAGACUGAAAACUGUUGUGUUAGCUCAAAAGAUUUCCACAUAG